AUGGCCACCUCGCUCUCCCAGGAAGAACAGGACGCCAUCAUCUACGACGCCAGAGAGGGCGAUCUCGACUACCUCCGCGAGGUCUUCUCGCAGAUCAUCCCCGGCUCGUUUCUUCCGUCCAUCCGCGACGAAAUCACCUUGAGCACGCCCGUGCACAUGGCCGCGGCCAACGGGCACCUUGCCGUCGUGCAAUACUUGCUCUCGUUGGUCCCCCACGCCCAGGCCGUGGACUUGGCCAACGCCAAGAACGACACCGGCAACACGCCGCUCCACUGGGCCGCGUACAACGGCCACUUGGACAUCGUCAAGUUGCUCGUGCAAAAGUACGCCGCAGACGUCUACGCGAAGAACCUGGCCAGCCACGACGCGCUCUUCGAGGCAGAGAGGAACGGCCAGACCGCAGUGGAAAACUGGAUCUUGCGCGAGUUCGCCCCGGAGGAGACCAUUCAGGUCGACGACCUGGGCCCAGAUACCAAAAUCACCUACACCCCGGGCCUCGAGUCGCACGACAUCGACAGGCAGGCUGCGGCCGCGCUCGAAGCUGCCCAGAAGGUCGCCGACGUCGAGAAGCUGACCAAGAACUUGCUGCUUUAG
Molecule: messenger RNA, 594 nt
Organism: Metschnikowia bicuspidata var. bicuspidata NRRL YB-4993
Lineage: Eukaryota; Fungi; Ascomycota; Pichiomycetes; Serinales; Metschnikowiaceae
Exons: 1
Coding region: 1-594 (197 amino acids)
Molecular function (GO): protein binding
Source: RefSeq, a predicted model, not a curated record